Messenger RNA from Eruca vesicaria subsp. sativa (arugula), 306 nucleotides. NCBI's taxonomy places the organism in Eukaryota, Viridiplantae, Streptophyta, Magnoliopsida, Brassicales, Brassicaceae. The record is from the annotation of a GenBank genome assembly.
AUGAGGAAAAUAGAAGAAAGUGAUCAUUUGAGAUUGCAGGGGAGGCUAUGGUUUCAGGUGAUGACGUGUUACUCAUCAGUAUAUAAUGCGUCAUGUAGUGGACGCUCUCUCUCUCUGUUUAGGCAGAAAAUUGCUUCCUUUGAGGAUGAAUCCAUUGAGAGUUUGGAGAAGCAAGAUAUUAUUUUCAAGUUGAUAAGCCAUGUUUUGGGUAAAGUUAAUGUUGAAUCUAAGCUCCAUGAUCAGAUGAGUUCUAUAGCUAGAAGGAAACUUCAGUCCAUGUCUGCAUUUCUCAAGAAGCUUGCUUAA